Molecule: messenger RNA, 1972 nt
Organism: Hippopotamus amphibius kiboko
Lineage: Eukaryota; Metazoa; Chordata; Mammalia; Artiodactyla; Hippopotamidae
Product: putative monooxygenase p33MONOX
Cellular component (GO): cytoplasm
Source: RefSeq, a predicted model, not a curated record
GAGAAUCUUAGUAACCUGAUCACAGACAUUAAAAGACAUGUCCAAGAGCAAAUAAAACCUGCUAUUAUGUGUUUUAAAUCCAUUGAGAGAAUUCAAAGAGAAAGCGAGAUAUUUCUUCAGUUUCUAAAGAGAGCUAAUGAAAUGUCAGGGAAAUGUGUGUUUCAAAAAACCACUAAAAUAGUGGAAUAAAAUCUAUAUGUUUUAAUUACUAAGAAUAAGCAUCCCUCAGGGUGAGAGACAGAGUUCAUAAGCCCAGGAAGUAGUGUGUACACACAGAGAAAGUCAGCCUUCAGCAAAAGAAAAAAUAAAAUAAAAAAUAAAAAAACCAAGAUAAGCCAAAGUGGGAACACAUCAGAAAGCUUUCUAAUAUCAACAAUAGGGUCCCUCCCUUUUUGGUGCCUGGGGCCUUCUGUGUCACCAUGGGCACAGUGCCGCUCACACCAUGGCGUGGGUCCUGAACGCGCCACAGCCUCUCAAGAGACGUGGGUCCUCGGAGCCUCUCUAGUGCCGGAGUUCGGGCUGCAGGCAGCUCCACGGCGGGGGAUUAACAGAACCUCUGGAAUGGAUGGAGUCUUCCCGAGCAGCUUUGCUAAUUUCCAGCAGCUGGACAAUGUUCCUCAUUAAUAUCUGUCUGUCAGCAUAAUCGUCACAUCAUUUCACUCUGGUGGCAGGGACUCAGCUCCAAACUCUGUAUAGAAAAAGCACCUGGAUCCCAGUCUUUCAAUGGCUUCGAGACAACCAGAAGAGUCUGCUCUUGAGCCUAGUGGGCCUCUAGGCAAGAUGUCCCUGCCCAUUGGGAUGUAGCGCCGGGCAUUCAGCUAUGAUGAUGCCCUCAAGGACCCUACGCCCAUGACUCCUCCUCCAUCGGACAUGGGCUGCAUCCCCUGGAAACCAGUCAUUCCAGAGCGCAAGUAUCAGGACCUCGCCAAGGUGGAGGAAGGAGAGGCCAGUGUCUCCUCCCGUGCCCUGCCCCCGCCAUCGGCCACUGACGGUGCAGACAAGGUCCCCGUGGUGAAGGCUAAAGCUACCCACGUCAUCAUGAGUUCUCCGAUCACAAAACAGACCCAGGAGAGCAUUCAGCGUUUUGAGCAACAGGCAGGGCUGAGAGAUGCUGGCUACAUACCCCACAAGGGCCUCACCACCAAGGAGACCAAGGACCUUCGAGGGGCAGAAGCACUCCACAAACUAAAGCUCCAGAGUGGAGAGGUAACAAGAGAAGAGACGCAGCCGGCCUCCACCCAGUCCACCCCAAGCAGCAGCCCCCACUCUUCCCCUAAGCAGAAGCUCAGAGGCUGGUUCACUUCUGGUUCUUCCACAGCCUUACCUGGCCCCAAUCUUAGCACCAUGGAUUCUGGACGUGGGGAUAAAGACAGAAGCUCGGCAGAUAACUGGAGCCCCUUUGGAUCAAGAUCCCUCCAGAAGUCUGAUUCAGGAGGUUUUGCCGUCCAGACCUACAAAGGAGCGCAGAAGCCUUCUCCAAUGGAACUGAUUCACACGCAGGCCACCCGAAUGGCCGAGGAUCUGGCAACGUUCAAGCCGCCCAAGAUGGACAUCCCAGUGUUGGAAGGGAAGAAACAGCCACCACAGGCCCACAGUCUCAAACCCCGGGACUUGAAUGUCCUCACACCCACUGGCUUGUAGAGCUCUGGCUAUUCCAGGGGCUCUGGAUAGAGGGUGUCUUGAGCCCAGCUCCCCUCUACCUGGGCUCUGACAUAGGAAAAGUUUUGUUUUGUCUUUUUUAAAAAUCUCUCAAACUGAGGCUAGAGCUGCAGAUAUAAUUGAUUUUUGAGAAACAUUAGUGCAAAGCUUGUGCUUGUGUAGAAGAAGCCCUUUUGUAUUGCUUUCAUUUAAAGCUAAGACUGAACCUCAGCAGUGAUGUAUGGGGACCUCAUUACCUAUUUUUGUAUCAUUUACCCCAGCCAGGCACUCUGAUCGUUGCUCACUAGGUAAAUAAUGUUUGUGUGGUUCCAGA